UCAAAGCGAUUGCGUGCUGUUUGUUUCAGACUUGACCAUGACAGAAGAGAGUAGACAUGAUUCUAGUGUCGAUGACGAAACUGGAUGGACAAUCGAUACGACCGACUUUGUGUACGACUUACACGAGCGAUCUGAUGACGUUUUGUCCAGCGAUCCAUUCCAUGGCGUUGUUUGGAUGUUACUUUCGAUUGGAAUUAUUGGCAACAUAUUGGUUGUUGUGUGGAGACUUGCACAGAAAAGAGAUCAGAGAUCGUCUCCUCUCUCAAUCCUCAUCAUCAUGCUAGCAGUUUCAGAUUUCUUGUAUUGUGGUCACUUGCUUCUUCUGGAGAGUUUGGUGCUUGAUGUUAAUCUAAACCAAACAAAACAUCUGUCACCUAUUUCUACUCGUAACGUGUGCAUGACAAGUGCUUUGCUGUCUUGGUUCACUUGUCUUACAGCUCAGUGGGCAAUUUUUAAUAUUGCAGUUUACUCGUUUCAAGCAAUGAGUGAGUUCUGUUCUCGUUGUUGCUGUUCACUAGUUCACAAGAGAAAUCUGGUUAUCACAAUCAUCUGCCAAGUUUUAAUCAACGUUGUGAUGAUUGUUGUUUACAUAACUGUAUUACGCAAUUACCACUAUGUUGGCACUGAUGACAUGUUUGACUUACAACUACAAGAUUAUGACAAAACUACAAACAACGACGUCUCCUCUAACUGGACAGUAGUUACUUUAAACUCAAGACGUGAACGAAUUGCCCAAAUUUUUGGACGUUGUGCUUGGGCACAGUCAAACGGAUUUGGUUAUUACUUUAACUAUACAAUUUCAUUCACACAUAACAAUCAUACAAAAAUCUUCAAUGAGAGUGAUUGCUAUGUAUUAGACACCACAUUUGCAGCAUCAAUAAUAGUAUCAAUCGUACCUUCUCUAAGUACUUUUCUUACAUUGACAUGUGCUGUUCUCUAUAAAUGUUUUUGGAUAAAGCUUCGUGCAAGAGCAGCAAACUUAACAGGAAGAUCUGACAUAAACAAAAUUCGAUGGCGUUUGAGUGCAAUUGUUCUCCUAAACACUCUGUGUUGGAUUCCUGUGACUAUACUACAUUAUAGUAUAACUAAUAUGAAUAUUGAAUGGUCUAACGAUUCUACUGCAGCAAAUGUUCUUCUCAUCUCAAUCAGUCCGGCAGUUAAUCCUCUCAUCUACACAUUCACAGGAAAGAACUUUUUACAUUCAAUUCGCAAGUUUUGUAGACAAAUGAAAUGCUACAUAUACGUGAGACGAACCAGUUCCAACUACCAUUACAAUCACACUAGAGGAGUUGAACGCUGCAGCUGUAUUCCAUGUGUCAGAUGUGUUCACCAUGAUGAAGAGAAUGAUCCAGACUACUGGCCUACUCAAAAUACUUCCGAAUGGAAUUCUGAUCAGAGCAGACUCCUGCCGUCUACCAAUGAAUCAAGUGAAACUAACUAACAGAUUCACAUCAGCUACUAGCUGUUGCAUGGAUUAUCAUAGUAACUCUUUUCAAUGUGUGUCAUUGCACUUUAGUCAUAUUGUAUGGAUGUUUGCUAUCAAGAUUGUAUGCAUGUUUAUAAUUAAGUCUAGAUCUGUUGUGUGCAUUAGAUAAACUUAGUGAGUGUGCUAGCACUUUCAGAUGUUAUUUUAAAUAUAA
This is a messenger RNA of Corticium candelabrum, 1640 nucleotides long. RefSeq lists its product as uncharacterized. Gene Ontology annotation, molecular function: G protein-coupled peptide receptor activity. Bases 38 to 1441 code for a protein of 467 amino acids. The record is from RefSeq and is a predicted model, not a curated record. Lineage: Eukaryota; Metazoa; Porifera; Homoscleromorpha; Homosclerophorida; Plakinidae. Gene Ontology annotation, cellular component: plasma membrane. The transcript has 3 exons. Gene Ontology annotation, biological process: adenylate cyclase-activating G protein-coupled receptor signaling pathway; hormone-mediated signaling pathway; activation of adenylate cyclase activity.